UUUUAUUUUGUGUCACUGUCAAAACUCUAAAAGAACUUUUUUCUGCCAUUUAUUCUGCUUCUGCCGUUUAUACAAAAUACAAAUCCAGUUUACUAGAAAAAUAUCAAAAUUCCACCCAAGAGUAAAUAAUUAAAAUAAAUCUACUUAUCGUAAUAAAUAAUAAUAUUGUUAAAAAACUGUACCUAGAAAUGGGUUCUGAAUCCAAGAUAGUGCUGGUAACAGGAGGGUCAGGAUUGGUUGGUCAGGCAAUCAAGACAGUUAUUGACGAGGAAAAGAAGUCAGGGUCUGCGGAAGUAGGCAAUGAGAAGUGGAUAUUUUGCGGCUCUAAGGAUGGUGACUUAAGAAAUAAAAAGGAAACGGAGGCAUUAUUUGAGAAACACAAGCCCACUCAUGUGAUCCACUUAGCUGCUAUGGUGGGCGGCUUGUUCCACAACAUGGCACAUAAUUUGGAUUUCUUUCGUGACAAUAUGGCCAUAAAUGAUAAUGUGCUGUACGCCAGCUAUAAACACAAAGUGCAGAAGGUUGUGUCCUGUCUCUCCACAUGUAUAUUCCCCGAUAAAAUUACAUAUCCUAUUGAUGAGACUAUGGUGCAUAACGGACCGCCUCACAGCUCCAACUAUGGCUACAGCUAUGCUAAGAGGAUGAUCGAUGUAUUAAAUAGGGGCUACGCUGAACAGCACGGAUGCCGCUUCACAUCAGUAAUACCGUGCAACGUGUUCGGGCCACACGACAACUUCUCCCUCGCCACCAGCCACGUGAUACCGGCGCUGAUACGCAGGAUGGACGAUGCUGUGACGAACGGCGACAAAACAUUCUCAGUAUGGGGCACAGGAUCACCGCUGCGGCAGUUUAUUUACUCGCUCGAUAUCGCUAAGCUUUUUGUGUGGACACUGCGGCAUUAUGAUAGUGUGGAGCCGCUUAUAUUGUCCGUGGACGAAGAAGACGAAGUAACAAUAAGCAAAGCGGCGGAAGCUAUAAAGAAAGCACACGGGUUUGCCGGCGAAAUUGUAUACGAUACUAGCAAAGCAGACGGACAGUAUAAGAAAACAGCUUCUAACAAGAAAUUACGAUCUCUUUACAAGGAAUUUACAUUUACCCCCUUUGAGCAAGCCAUACAAGACACUGUAACGUGGUUUAAAAAUAAUAGGGAACAUGCUAGAUUGUGAAAUAUAUAAUUUAUUUAUGUU
Messenger RNA from Colias croceus (clouded yellow), 1187 nucleotides. RefSeq names its product GDP-L-fucose synthase (gene Gmer). Lineage: Eukaryota; Metazoa; Arthropoda; Insecta; Lepidoptera; Pieridae. The transcript is spliced from 8 exons. Gene Ontology annotation, molecular function: GDP-L-fucose synthase activity. Bases 189 to 1166 code for a protein of 325 amino acids. Gene Ontology annotation, biological process: nucleotide-sugar biosynthetic process. The record is from RefSeq and is a predicted model, not a curated record.